This is a messenger RNA of Aspergillus piperis CBS 112811, 1569 nucleotides long. RefSeq names its product bZIP transcription factor atfB (gene atfB). The transcript has a single exon. The record is from RefSeq and is a predicted model, not a curated record. Bases 96 to 1121 code for a protein of 341 amino acids. Gene Ontology annotation, biological process: regulation of transcription by RNA polymerase II. Lineage: Eukaryota; Fungi; Ascomycota; Eurotiomycetes; Eurotiales; Aspergillaceae. Gene Ontology annotation, molecular function: DNA-binding transcription factor activity, RNA polymerase II-specific; RNA polymerase II cis-regulatory region sequence-specific DNA binding.
UCUCUCCUCCUAAUAUCGAUUUCGAUUUUCUCUACAAUCUGCUCAGGCGACUCUGCCCUGCCCUCUGGUUAGUCUAGAUCAAGCUCACUCUCAACAUGGCGACUCGAGCCUCUUUCGGCCAGCCUGUUGUUCCUGGCGAGGCCGUCGUGUCCAACGAAGCGGUUAUGCCUGGUGCCGUUAGCGCGGCUCCUUCUCACUUCACCAUCUCUAAUUCCUACAUGGCGACCGACAUCCUUUCCAUGUCUUACCCAGCCGGGGACGAUCAGACUCUCUUCGGUUUCAGCCCAGUUUCUCCUUCGCUACCGAGCUGGUCGGCGAAACAUGAUCCGCAGGUUUUCACCAAUCCGGGUCUUGAGCGAGGCCUGAAGAACUCGCAUGUGCGCAACGGUCAACCCACGCCCCCUCCAUAUGACGACAAGAGACUCAAUUCGGUCGACGAAUUCUAUUCCUUGUCUCAUCUCCAGUCGUACGACGGGGCUGCUGUCUAUUCCAACCCAACUCCCCGUGCAAGCUUCAGUCAACCGGCUGCUUCGGACGCGCGUCAACCAGCGCCCAGGCGUCGCAAGACUAAUGGCACACACAACUCGUCUUCCCCCGAUGCCGAUGACAAGCUGAGCGAGAAAGCGAAGCGUGAGAAAUUCCUGGAGCGCAAUCGGGUGGCAGCGAGCAAGUGUCGCCAGAAGAAGAAGAGGCAGACGGAGGAUCUCCGCGAGCACUUCAAGCGUCUCUCCCACCAGAAGGAUAACCUGACCCGUCAAAUUGACGCCCUACGUAGCGAGAUCCUCAUGUUCAAAAACUACUUACUCGAGCAUGCCCAGUGCAAUGAUGAGGCUAUUCAAUUGCACCUCAGCACCAUGGUGAAGAACAUUACCCAGCAGGACUCACUCGGGGCGUCCGCCCUAAAAGCGGACCUGAAUGCUCUGACCCCGUCGAGCUCGAGUAGGGCGACCCGCUCGCAGGACCUCUCCUUUGGCUUUGAUAGCCCCAUUCAGAUUCCCUCAAAGAUGGGCUCCCUAGAACCCACUCCUCGCCGAGACUCAGAGCAGACCCUCGCAAGUGACGCGUCCUUCUCCUUCUCGACUCCCAACAAUGACGGCUUCGAGGAUUUGCUCGAUGUCUAGAACCAUCUGCUAUAUCCAUCAUUCUCUAUACAUUGUUCAACACCAUCUCAGGGCUCAAUGGCGGCUGGUGUCGUCUUAUUCUGUGUUUUAUCCUGAGCCCCUCGAUGGCUGACAUGACUGGCGACUGCAUGACGGCGUUUUUUCUUCUUGCUAACUCCCCCAACAAAAAAGCACAUGGAUUGGGCGGGACUUUGUGAUUGCUGUUCAAGGUAAUAUUCUUGUUAUUCUCGCUCAGGUAGCUGGCGACUGUGGCGAUUUUAUAGUUAGGUAGGCUUGCUGUAUGAUUUCGAAACCAACUUGCGGGAGGGGGCGUUUUUCUUUUUGGGAAGUGGUUGGGCAAAGGAACACGAAUUGCUACGAUGAACGAUGAUACGAGUGUACGCUAGUUGCUGUGUGGGUUCCCGGUAGCUAAUCAUAAUCGAUAUUUAGCUUACUCUGAGAUUCUCUA